AUGAAGUUCAUGUCCAUCUUACUUGGCCUUGUGGUCACCAGCAUCGCACAGCCCAUCGCCAAGCGUGCUGUCUUCACACAGUCAACCUAUGACGAUUUGUCCAUCAGCGGUGGCGUAGCGGGCAACGCCCAACAAGAGGCUCUACAGAAGCUUGGUGGCCUGCCUAGCGACCUGUCAGCCGUCGAGAAAGAUGACCUCGACUUUCUGAAUAGUGUCAAUCAAAUCGCGAAUGACGCGGAAACUGACGCGUUCAACCCUGCUAUUGAUGCAGCCUCCGGAGAAGAAGCCGAUGCUCUCCAGCGUGGCAAGAUAAAGAACAAGGUCCUUAAGCUCACCGCUACCGUCCUUAAACUAGAGGCACAACAGGCCCAAGGUGACGAUGUCUCUGAUAAGCUGGAGGAGGAGAACAAGAAGCUGCAGAACAACAUUGCACAAGAUCAGGAGGCUGCAGGUCAGGCCUCGACAUUCUUGUCAUUCAAUGGCAGUACAUAG
This is a messenger RNA of Fusarium poae, 492 nucleotides long. RefSeq lists its product as uncharacterized. NCBI's taxonomy places the organism in Eukaryota, Fungi, Ascomycota, Sordariomycetes, Hypocreales, Nectriaceae. The record is from RefSeq and is a predicted model, not a curated record. The transcript has 2 exons. The coding region runs from base 1 to 492 and encodes 163 amino acids.